AUGGAAAAUAGCUCACUGCAAGAUCCACUCUCUUUCGUACCAUUCGGUUAUGGACCUCGAAAUUGUAUUGGAAUGCGGGUAGCACAAAUGCAGAUGAAAGUGACUAUGGUACACAUUCUUCGCAAAUACGAGUUUCGACCAGGAGAAGUUUUGUGUCAAAAUCUGAGCAAACAACAACUGAAAUUGCCAAACGAUGCUGUUUUGGAAGGCUAUUGUUAUGGCACUGCUGAUAUGUCUUCAAUUCGGCCCCGCAAGUUCUGCACCGAAGACACCAAAUGA
Molecule: messenger RNA, 279 nt
Organism: Cylicocyclus nassatus
Lineage: Eukaryota; Metazoa; Nematoda; Chromadorea; Rhabditida; Strongylidae
Source: the annotation of a GenBank genome assembly